AUGAAGACCUUGGUUCCUGAGGCUCUCCUCCUGCCGCUCCUGACAAACCUGGCUCUGACCAGGCACCCAGAGGGUUCACACUCACUGAGUACUUUUGUCACUCUCCUGACCUGGCCUGGCAUCUUGGAGCCACAGUUCAUCCGUGUUUGCUAUGUGGAUGGCAUUCAGAUUGAGAGAUUCAACAGCAGAGCAGAGACUCCAAGGUUGGAGCACUGUGCACCUUGGGUGGAUCAGCAGACACCAGAAUAUUGGGAGAGAAAUACAAAUGAUCUCCUGAUAUUAACACCGUGGUUCAGAAUCUGGCUGCAGAAAAUGCUCCACAUCUACAACUAUAGCACAACUGGAUCCCACACAAUCCAGUGGAGAUAUGGGUGUGAUGUGCUGCCUGGAGGGUACGUCAGCAACCGGUUCUCUGAAUUAAACUUGAAUGGCCAGGACUACCUGGCACUAAAUGAAGACAUGAUGACUUGGACCACAGUUGGCAAAGCAGCUGAGAUGCUCAGGCAAGAGUGGGAGGAGUCUGGUUUUGCAAGGGUAGUGAAGACUUAUAUGGAACUUACUUGCCUAGAGACUCUCCUCACACAGCUGGACUACGGGAUGGAGAUUUUGCUGAGAACAGUCAUCCCCAAAGUGCAUGUGACCCAUAAGGCCAGACCUGACAGGAAAAUCACACUGAGGUGCUGGGCCCUGAACUUCUACCCUGCUGACAUCACCCUGACCUGGCAGAGGCAUGGCAGCAACCAGACACAGGACAUGGAGAUAAUGGACACCAGGCCAGCAGGGGAUGGAACCUUCCAGAAGUGGGUAUCGGUGGUGGUGGCUUCUGGGGAAGAGCAGAGCUACACAUGCCAUGUGGUCCAUGGGGGACUGCCUGAGCCCAUCACCCUGAGAUGGGAGCCUCGACGGCCCAACAUCCCCAUCAUGGCUGUUGUUACUGCUCUGGUUCUUGGCGCUCUGCUCACAGGAGCUGUGGUGACUUUUCUGACAUGGAAGAAGAGGUCUAAAGGUAAGGAAAGAGCAGGGUCUGAGCUCAUGUCUCCUUGGGAAUACCAACCCAAGCUGUGGUGUGCCUGCACCGUGAGAGCUAAUUUCAUCUGCAUAGUUGCUUACUCAGCGUUCAGCUGA
Messenger RNA from Acomys russatus (golden spiny mouse), 1125 nucleotides. RefSeq names its product H-2 class I histocompatibility antigen, Q10 alpha chain-like. NCBI's taxonomy places the organism in Eukaryota, Metazoa, Chordata, Mammalia, Rodentia, Muridae. Gene Ontology annotation, cellular component: external side of plasma membrane. Gene Ontology annotation, molecular function: signaling receptor binding; peptide antigen binding. Gene Ontology annotation, biological process: antigen processing and presentation of endogenous peptide antigen via MHC class I via ER pathway, TAP-independent; immune response; positive regulation of T cell mediated cytotoxicity. The record is from RefSeq and is a predicted model, not a curated record. Bases 1 to 1125 code for a protein of 374 amino acids. The transcript is spliced from 5 exons.